Molecule: messenger RNA, 675 nt
Organism: Actinia tenebrosa (Australian red waratah sea anemone)
Lineage: Eukaryota; Metazoa; Cnidaria; Anthozoa; Actiniaria; Actiniidae
Biological process (GO): fatty acid biosynthetic process
Cellular component (GO): respiratory chain complex I; mitochondrion
Molecular function (GO): acyl carrier activity; acyl binding
Source: RefSeq, a predicted model, not a curated record
CUUUCCAAGAUGGCGUCGCACAUGCUUCGGAGGUUCAACAAGAACGUUUUUACAACAGUUCUUUUAAGAACGCAGGCUGUCCGUUUAGUCUCCACAACACCACGAGUUACUUUAGCUGUCAAUAAAUAUUCCCAGCAGCCGUCUAUCGUUAACCAUGGUUUGUUUGUUUCACGAUUAUCGCCUGUUAGCGCACGUUGCUUUGCUAGUGGAGGGAUGACUAUUAGUGAACUACAAGAUCGAGCUUUGAACGUGGUAAAGCUUUUUGAUAAGGUCAACGCCGAAUUGGUAACAAUUGAAAGUCAUUUUAUUAAAGAUCUUGGCUUGGACAGUCUAGAUGUUGUUGAAAUUGUGAUGGCUUUUGAAGAUGAAUUUGCUGUUGAAAUUUCUGAUGAAGAAGCAGAGAAGAUUAAUACCAUCAAAGAUGCUGUUGAAUUUCUUAAGAAGUCCUUGGAUGUACAUUAACAUAGUUUUUACCAGACCCUGUCUAGUUUGAUUUUUUCAUGAAGUACCUUUACUAAGUCAGAGGAGGUCAACUUAAAGGAUUGUUUACCUGAAAACUUGAGUUUUAAGCAUUCUCAAACUGUCUUUACUGAGAAUGGCUACGAAUUUUGCAGUCUAUACAAAUGUUGUGUUCCCAAAAAGAUUACAAUAAUAAAAGUCUCUUGGUUAAUGGUU